AUGAAGUACUUGAAAUGCUCUCGAUGUGUUGAGGUGAGAUACGGACAUGACAUUCAACUUGUCUACGAAUCCAUAAGAGCGCCUAAACUCUUGAUCGUCUCCAAUUCCAAGGAGCCUACUCUUCUGAUGUUUUUGUUUCAACAUUGUAGUAGAAGAUGUAAAAAGGUUGAGCAUGGCGAGACAGCUCGUUGGGGCCAUGAUGAGCUCACCAGCCUUGUUGGCGCCUGGAAAAGACAAUCGGGAACAACCAACAACAUCCCACACGGAAAGAGGAAUCUCACAUCUGAUGUGACCAUUCAUGGUUACAUAUACUUAACCGACCUUCAGCUUCAACAGCGAGAAAGCCAUGGACAGAAGUGCAAGACGGUGAAUGGAAGUAAGGUCGCGGAAGGUAUUGCCAUGUCGAAAUUUGGAACCAGAGAAGAAGACUCCCCUUCGUCUUCUGGUGAAAACGAGAACAAGAAGAUAAGCUUCUGCUCAUUACUGUUGCUUAUCCCGUUACCUAAAGCAACUAUAAGCCGCGGUGGUCGCCUUGAGGAGAGAGAGAAGAAGGAACGGACGAAUUCUGGGCUCCGGACUAUGGAAGACCACAUCUUCGACACACAUCGGAAAUUCGAAAGAGACUUGGCAGGCAAUCUGUUCAGUAUAUCCAGCUUUAGUCAUUUGGGAGCGAAUCUGACAUACUUGAGCUUGUGUCUUUCUCAUGAAGAGCUUGCUGUUUACGUUUCAUGA
Molecule: messenger RNA, 732 nt
Organism: Microthlaspi erraticum
Lineage: Eukaryota; Viridiplantae; Streptophyta; Magnoliopsida; Brassicales; Brassicaceae
Source: the annotation of a GenBank genome assembly